AUGGUUUCAAACCUCCCAAAAAACAUUAUUUUACGUCAUGCUCAUUUAUUACGUUUACUCGCUCAAUCACAAAUUGGUUACAAUUUUAGACAUUUGGAUGAACCUGUUAGACAAAGACUUGUUCAAUUAAUUGUGGGUGGUGGAAAUGUUUACAAAAUUGAGGAAGAAAAAGGGCAGAAUUUGAGGUCGACCAAUAAAAAAUCUGUUAUAUCCGACACUGCUGAACGCGUUCAAGUUGUUGCGGUUGGAAUUCAAACGCAAGGAGGUUUUACUUUAAACAACGAUGGAACGAGAAAUUACCCUUCUAAACCAGCAGACAACCCUCCACCUUUUUCUGAUGGAAAAAGUUUUGUCAACCCUUCAAGUGCUGAAUUUUCUAAUUUUGUUCAAGUCUCUUCAACCGAUGCAGAUGUUGUUGAUAUUAUUCCUUCGUUGCCUAAAGAUUGUCGUCCAACAAACAUCGAUUCUACAAAUAAAAUGUCAAAAAGUAGUGAAAGAAAGGUGCCAACAACCCGUGUUAGCCGUUUAUUUAAUUUUGGAAAAUUGGUUAUAGGUCUAGGAACUGGAACAGCUAAAGAAUUGUUACGUAGAAGAAUUGAUGGAGGAGGGAAUUCAAAUCCAACUAUUACUCCAAACAACAAUACUUCUUCAAUUUCAAAUCCAUUAUUUACACCAGAAAAUGCUGAACGUAUAGUUCAAAUGCUUUGUCGUGUAAGGGGUGCAGCUCUUAAACUUGGACAAAUGAUCUCAAUUCAAGGUUAAUAUGAUUUUUGGGGUUUAUUUAGAAAUAUAAAGAAGAAGGGGGAUUCAUCUGGCUAUUUUUUAAAAGGUCCACAAGGCUUAGGUAAGGAUGUGUAGAGUCGGUAGUGCAGCUAUACAUGGGAGUGAAGGCUCCUAGCAAACAAUAACUCCCAUUAGACCGAGGAUCUAUGACCGCCUGG
Molecule: messenger RNA, 941 nt
Organism: Meloidogyne enterolobii
Lineage: Eukaryota; Metazoa; Nematoda; Chromadorea; Rhabditida; Meloidogynidae
Source: the annotation of a GenBank genome assembly